Brassica oleracea var. oleracea is the source of this 3363-nucleotide messenger RNA. RefSeq lists its product as uncharacterized. NCBI's taxonomy places the organism in Eukaryota, Viridiplantae, Streptophyta, Magnoliopsida, Brassicales, Brassicaceae. Bases 1375 to 2826 code for a protein of 483 amino acids. The record is from RefSeq and is a predicted model, not a curated record. The transcript is spliced from 3 exons.
UCUCCACCUCCGUGGCUCCUUGCCUCCUUCCAAAAUAUCAAACUGCUCCAAAUGAGUUUCUGAUUGGAAUCGGGAAGCUUCUAGGGUUUCGAUUUGUCUUUCGGCGUUCAUCUCGUGUCUUCUACUUCUUCUUCUUCACUCUCUCUUCCUCGCAUCUUUGAUACAGUCAAGGUCACCUAGCCUCUUCUUCAAGAGAUUUUUACAAGCACCAGCCCUGUUAAAAGCAGUAAACUCAUCAGAAAGGAUAAGCUAAUUUUUCAGGUGCAUAACCAGUAGACAUACUCGGAGAAACGCACAAGGAGUGUUAGUUACAUUUACCAACCAGGAGCUAGCAAGGUUAGAAAGAACAAAUCGUCAACAACCAGGACAAUCCGACACCACUAUGAGUGAUCAAGCCAAUCAGGAUGAUCUUAUUGCUGCAAUGGCACUCAUGCAGCAGCAGAUGCAACAGUUGCAGCAGACCAUUCAAGCGCAGGAACAAGCUGCUCAGCUGCAGCAGGAACAACAGGCGCAUACUGCUUCAAUCGGGCAGAGAAACCUUCCUUGCAACAUCCAUACUACUCGUUCUGCCAUAGUUCCUCCACCCUGCAUUAGGCAGGAAUUCGAGAUCAAGUCUGCUUUGAUCGGUCUAGUAUAGAGAAAGGUGUUCUCUGGUCUCUUACAGAAAUUCCAAUGGAGCAUAUUGAGAGCUUCGAAAAAAUAUGCAGUUUUACUCGCGCGAAUGGUGUUCCACCAGACUACAUCAAGUGCACGUUGUUCUCAUUCUCUCUAGAUGGAAGAGCUGCACGGUGGUUGAACUCUCUCCCUACCGGCUCUCUCACUUCAUGGGAACAGGUCCAAUCAACAUUCCUCAACCAUUUCUACUCUAAGGCGAGAACAGCUGCAUUGAGGAACAAGAUCACCUCCUUCAGACAACUCAUCGAUGAGCCUUUCUGCGAUGCAUGGGAGCGCUUCAAUGACUAUCGCAGAGAAUGUCCUCACUAUGGAUUUGAUGAUGACUACCUCUUGGAAAUUUUCUAUGAUGGAGUUGACUGGGAAUUUCAGAGUGCUAUGAACUCUGCCAGCAACAGUGAUUUCAUGACUCAGACCACUAAUGGAGCGUUUGAGCUGAUUGAGAAAAUGGCUGCUACCUCAGCCAAUAAGAACGAGGAGAGCGAUCGCUCCAAGAAAGAGAACAGUUCAGACACUCAGAAGAUAGAUGAGUUGAUUGCCAAGGUUGAUCAGCUACUGAAAAAUAACCAAGGGCACGUCUUCAGCAUGGAGUAAGCUACGACCGUACAUAUUCAGAACCAGAACCAGCGACAAUCGCAGAGCAAUCGGCAAGCUGUUCCAGCUACCGGGAACAGUCAACCAGAUGAGCUGAAGGUUCUGGGUAUGAUGAUGCAACAACUGUUGCACGGUAUGCAGAUUCAGGGCAAUGCAUUGAAUCAGGUUUCUACAAACAUCAACACCAGGAUGGACAACAUUUUCACCGAGCUGAAUACAAAGUAUGAUACUGUGAGCAACCACAUAAAGAGGAUUGAUGUUCAAUUUGUUCAAACAACUGAGAGUGUUAAGAGGCAGCAAGGUAUGCUUACUGGAAAGAGUGCGAUGAACCCUAGGGUUGAGCACUGUAAUGCAGCAGAGGUGAGAUGUGAGAAAUCUGAGGAAAAAGAACCAGAGCAACUGUCUGCUGAGACUGCUCCAGGCGCAGAAGAGAGAACAGAGCAGCCUGCUAGCUCUAAUGUGACUGCUCCCGACGAACCUAUUGAGAUUCUACCUGUGCGAGUCUAUGUUCGUAAGGUUCCAUAUCCAACUCCACCUAAACAUCUGAUGGAUCCUAUUAGUGCAGAGCAGCUGGCUGGGUCUAUGAAGAUGGCAAGAAGGCUUCUUCAAAAUAUCUCAUUUGAACAUGCUUGGGAGAUUAGGCCACUGCACAUGUUCUUCAAAAAUUGCAGAGAAUCUGAGGAGGAAAUCAAGGCACUAUUUACUGAAGCACUGACACCAUCGCUGAAGGUAAUGCCUAAGGUUGAUGACCCUGGAAAGUUUAUUUUUCCUUGUUCCAUUGCUGGAGUGGAAUUCAAGGAAGCUCUUUGUGAUUCUGGGUCUAGUGUGAGCCUUGUCUCAAGGGCGAUUGUAGACGAGCUGAACAUUGUGGACAUUGAGCCUUCUCAGGUGAAACUGGCUUUUGCAAACUCUUCCAUGACAGUCCCUUAUGGCACAAUUCACAACCUUCCUGUCCAAGUUGGGAACUGUAUUCUCCAUACCGAAUUUCAGGUUGUUGAGAUGAGCAAGGAUCAUGAGAUGCCUUUGAUCUUUGGAAUGUCAUUUAUAGCUACAGUUGGAGCAGUCGUCGACAUGCCUAAAAAGAGAGUUUCCUUCUCCAACAUCAACAAGAAGGUUUUCUACAAGGCUCUCCCAACCAGAUCACAAAUCUGCUACGCCUCUUGCAUCUCAGUGGUUAGUGGAGAACAGCUGGAUAUUGUUCCUAAGAAAGAGCUUGGUAAAAAGGGUGAGAUCAAAGAAGUCCUGGAUGGAGAUCCUCACACGGAUACCAAGAAACUCAGUGGGAAUGCAAAGGUGAAUGAAAAAGUCCAUAAGAAAAGGGUCAUGGGUGACCCUAUGAUGACUUUGAUACGUCAGUUGUGUGAUGAGAAAUCCAUUGAGUAUGAGGUAAAGUGCAAGGGUACCUCUAAACCUUUCUCUAAGGUCAGAGUAAUUCACACACAUGAGCUGAAAGAGAAAGGAGAAGCUGUUGUGAAAGGGUUGUUGAGCAAAGUUUUGAAGCUGAACAUGUCUGAUUGUGGAGCUUGUUUUGGAACAAGCCCUCAUGCUCAACCCGACUGAUCCCUGUGACCAAGUCAAACUAGUGACUUAAACCAAGCGCUUGGUGGGAGGCAACCCACUAGUAAGUGUAAAUAUAACUUGGUUUUGUUUUGUUUUCUUAUUUUUCGUUUUAGUUUAUUGAGUCUCAGGUCAAAAAGCAGAAAAACCCGAGAUACUUCAAAAAUUAUGGGUUGCAGCAACGGAACAACCUACCCCUUGAAAAGAGCGGCUGUUCCAGACGACCAUCUGACGAUAGAACACCUAGAAUUUUCAUGGAGCACCCGCUCCACUCAGGUAAGUAUCUCAACAAAAAAAUGUUUAUUCUUUCUUUCACCUUCUUUCUGAUUUAUUUUCACACCAGGGACGGUGUGAAGUAAGUCUGGGGGAGGGUUUUCGUCGUUUACUAACUCGCUUCUUUCUUCUGUUUUUCUUUUGAGCCAAUUUGAGUCAGUUUUUAUGAUCGAGUCAGUCAAAACUUUGUGGGAAUUAGGACCUUAUUCCGUGUUGAUCACUAACCAUCUCGUGCUUUAGUUAUCUUAUUCAGUGACCUUAGCGGUG